CAGAAAAUCAGCGCACCGACCGCUCAUUUUCAGGUUAUGUUGUAAAACUAUUGUUUUAUUUUGUAAUUUAACUUAAAACGAUAAGCCUAGCUGCAGCUUGAGUUAUAAGUUCCAAUAAACUUCACCAUUUCUACUCAAAGGAAGAUGGACUACUUCAAUAUAUCUUUUCUGUCCGGUCUUGGAUGCGGAUUGUGUCUUGGACUAUCUUUGUUUGCUUUCAAAAAAUACUUCACGAAAGCCUCCGAAGCUGUUGAAGUUGUGAAAAAGUUUGCAUCCAAUGAAGAAUACAAACUAGUUCUGGUAGUCCGGACUGACUUGCAAAUGGGAAAAGGAAAGAUAGCGGCGCAGUGCGCGCACGCAGGGGUGGGAGCAUUCGAGAAAGCGCAGCGGAAAGAUCCUAAAGGCCUGAAGACUUGGCAGAACAUGGGUCAAGCAAAAAUUGCCCUGAAAGUGGAUUCUGUAGAAGAAAUUAAGAAAAUAGCAGACACUGCAAAACGCAUGGGUCUUGUAACUUCGUUAAUUCGUGACGCCGGAAGAACACAGAUAGCUCCCAACACUAUUACAGUGUUAGGAAUUGGCCCAGCACCUAAGGAUGUUAUAGACAAAGUUACUGGUCAUUUGAAAUUACUUUAAGAUGGUUUUGAUUUUUGCAAUUCCUGUAUUAAGAAUAAAUGGUAAAAAUAUUA
Messenger RNA from Plutella xylostella (diamondback moth), 686 nucleotides. Its product is annotated as peptidyl-tRNA hydrolase 2, mitochondrial. Gene Ontology annotation, molecular function: peptidyl-tRNA hydrolase activity. The record is from RefSeq and is a predicted model, not a curated record. Lineage: Eukaryota; Metazoa; Arthropoda; Insecta; Lepidoptera; Plutellidae. Gene Ontology annotation, cellular component: cytosol.